GAAGAGGACAUUCUUCCUGCUUAAGCUUUCGUUAUCUAUUGUCAUCAUCCUCUUUCACGAUUGACUCCGGCAAAAUUGUUGAGAUCUCCCUUGUAGGCUUUCUGUUAAACUUUCUGAGCUAUCUCUCUUUCUCAGGCCAGCAACAACAGCUCAUUCCUCAUUUCAUUCAUGUCCAUGAAGAAUGGUAAAAUCAAGAAAAACAAGUAAAAAUAUAAAAGAAACUUUGUUUUUAUCUCAGUUUGCAGGCACAUCGCCGACACCACUCAGUCUGGAGACGUGCUAGAUGUAGCUGUAGCACAUUUCCUAUCACAUCAUCAGUAUCACCCAGCAAGCUAUGCACAUCUCACUUGGUUUCCUGUCUUACAGGCUAAGUGUUGUCUGUUUAUUGUCUACGGAAGUGUGGAGCGAUGUGAUGCGAUAUGGGGAUGGCACACUAAAGGGUGGCGAGUACAGAGCAUGUCACCGCCAGUCAGUCGAGAACCUUCUCACCGUGGACUUGACGACAGUAAGCUUUUCCUCUCUCUCCUCCUCACAACUCAUCACCGUGAGUGUAGUCGCGUAUACUCAUAGUUUUCUUUUGGCCUAGUUUGAUUGUCAUGGCGUGGCUGAAAUAAGUAGACAAAUCCUCACAUUCUCAAUGGCCCGCCUCUUUCCCUUGGCUCUCCUUGUUAUUUUGGCUAACCUCACCCUAAGCUCAGGAAUGUCACUCAGUGGUUAUCUGGAAAGACGAGCCAGUGUAGGUAAGUUGAUAGGACAUCCAGGACUUUAUGAAGACAGCCAGCCUGUAGCAAAGACCUUUGAAAGACCAGAGAGGACUGUGGACACUACAGGAGGAGUCUCAUCAGUAAAACGAGGAAUAUACAACAAGUGUCACUAUGCUUGCAUAGUGAUAAAAACACUGAGAUCGUACAAAUCGCUGCCUCAUCUAUCUUUCACCACCAGGAAAAAAACUCAGAAGAAGAAUCAAUAAUUGCGAGGAAUAGCCUGUGUGGACUGGUAAUUGUGACAGUUUUCAGACAAACCAUUCACCUGAUUGACCGCGCUUGGUGGCGCAGUGGAUACUGAGGAUCAUCAGGUUGGGGGAUCAGACCCUGCCUCCUGCACACCUAGUGCCUCUCUACAUGUGGCACCUGUUUACAGGCGGACUAGUUCGUAAAAUAUCAAUCAAUCAGACUUCACAGUUCAACUCACACCACUUUUUUUGAACUUUCAUUCUCUCAGACAAUCUUGAAUAUUUGACAAGAGCUGAAUUGUUAUCCUGUUUGUUUUGGAAAAUAAAGAUGAAGGUGACUUCAGCAAA
Molecule: messenger RNA, 1300 nt
Organism: Pomacea canaliculata
Lineage: Eukaryota; Metazoa; Mollusca; Gastropoda; Architaenioglossa; Ampullariidae
Exons: 6
Coding region: 638-970 (110 amino acids)
Source: RefSeq, a predicted model, not a curated record